This is a messenger RNA of Fusarium vanettenii 77-13-4, 1422 nucleotides long. RefSeq lists its product as uncharacterized. The record is from RefSeq and is a predicted model, not a curated record. Lineage: Eukaryota; Fungi; Ascomycota; Sordariomycetes; Hypocreales; Nectriaceae. The transcript is spliced from 4 exons. The coding region runs from base 1 to 1422 and encodes 473 amino acids.
AUGACCCAGCGCUCUCAUCCCCCCUCAUUGCCGUCAUCUUCUUUCCUACAGCGCAAAGGUCAACAAUCCACUCCCACUCCGCCAAGGCUUGAGAAUCCCAUGUCCACUAGAGAGGUCCAAACAGAAAACCCUCGGACUGAAGGCUCAGGGAAUAAGAGGCAACCAUACCAAAUCCAGCGUCUGCUCAACAACGACCCUGAGAACGAUACGACCGUCUUGGGUUUUGUGUUUCAGCGUUCGCUGGCAAAUGAGGUAGACCCUGGUGUUCCUUCAGAGAACUUGGUUCAUUUCCCACAACCUAGUGGGGGAGUUUGGGCGGUUAACCGUUGCCUCUGUCUGUCCUGGGAUAUAUCCACAGUUCUGUUUGGAGGCACACCUCCAAGCGACCGCAUGUCAUCCCAAGGGACUCCUCGACGCCAGGAAGUGACGGAUGCGCCUUCAUUCCCACCGGAAUACUCCCCGAACAGCCCAAAACAACCCAGUACAAUGAACAAUCAACCUAAUCUCAAGCUUCGCUGUCCAAUUCGUGCUCAUGCUGAUAAAUGCAUCGAGGAUGGCCAUGAGGUUGGAGAACCCUGCUGCAGGAAAGAUCAGACAUUUAAAGCAAUAGACAAACUCAAGGUACACUCGCUCAAAUAUGUAUGCCUGCGAUGCAAGCAGAAGCUUCCUCUGGCCAAAAAGGGUGACCUGGAAAGCCUGCAGGAAAAGCACGAGACAUGCGAGGAGGAGCCUUGGCCCGAGAAGAGGAGAGAAUAUGCCAAAUGGACUUUGAUGAGCAAGGAGCAACAUGAUCGAUGGAAGGCCUGGACGACCACCAUUAACGAACGCCGCCAACCUGGGAAUGGGCAACGAGAAAAGAAGGCCUAUUGGAGCUGGAGGAAGAUCUACGAGAGCCUCUAUCCAAACACAGCCGAUUUUCCGGCUGCGUGUUUAGGUGGUGAGCAGCUGGGAGAUACUAACCAGACAACUUCGAAGGCCAAGGAGACGAGCGUGGACACUCGAUCGAGGGAGGAGGUGCAACAAACUCCCGUCACUAACACUGGAGUCCCUUCCAAACCACCAACAGGUCCGGCAUUUCUACGGAACAAUGACCCGGUCUGGUUCGUGAGUCCCCUCUCCGCAGACUUGCGGGUUGGCCAGCAGCAGUGCCCGGAAACAGAGAGCAGUGUCUCAUGGCUCGAGACUUCGACUGGCCCCGGCUCCAUGGCAUACUCAUCGACAUCGGGCACCACUGACAAUCUGAUACCACCGACUCCCUCCCACACUUCCUUCAGCAACGGACCUUCGGCUGAUUGGCUCUACAUUGGCGAUUCUCACCUUUACCUGGGCGAGAGAGUCGAGGGCAUCUACGAUGAGAAUCUCUUCAGCCAGGAUGACCCGAUUUUGGGUGUAUCUGGAGUGAGGGAUGAGGAGGACUCCUAA